Messenger RNA from Tetranychus urticae (two-spotted spider mite), 6348 nucleotides. NCBI's taxonomy places the organism in Eukaryota, Metazoa, Arthropoda, Arachnida, Trombidiformes, Tetranychidae. The record is from RefSeq and is a predicted model, not a curated record.
AGAGAAGCAAAGCUCUCUUUUCUCACAUAUGUAACCAUAUGUUGAUCUAUUGUUGUUUUUUCAUUUCUCUCGUUUUUUUGGUAAUUUUAAUGGUGAUUUAUAAUUUAAAUUAUAUUUUAAAGUUUAAUCAUGGAAAUGUUUAGUCAAAUUAUUGAGAAAAUAACAACCGAAGCUCAACAAUCUUCAGCUCAGUCAAUUGUAAAUCAAGCUCGUGAAAUUAAAGAACCGACAACAAUAGCAGCUUUUAAAGCAUAUAUUUUGGAUGAUUACCUGAAAUUGUUAUCUGCCUGCUUAUCAUCAAAAAACGCCAAGUUGAGACAAUUUGCUAUCAAUGGCUAUGAAACAAUUAUACGAGACAACUCUUUAUGGCGACCUGAUGUUUGUGAGAAUCACUUUUUCAAUCGUAUUAUUGCUAGCAUUGGAUCAAAAAUUACAAGUUGCAAUGAAAUAACUCAAAUCGAGCUUCUUAAAUGCCUUUUGGAAGUCACCUGUUCUCGAAUCUCUCAUCUUAGAUUCACUGAUCUUGUAACGGUUUCCGAUAUUUGUUGUUCCACUAUAAUCUCAUGUGCAACCUCAUCUACAGCAUCUCCGCUAUCACCAACAAACUCUUUCACCAGUUCAAUAACAUCUCAAUUGUCAGCAUUGAAAUCACCCUCAGACCCCUUUGGAGGAUCAUUUGGUUCACCAGUUAGUCCAAAAAUUACUGCAGCAACAGCAACAGCCAUUCAAUCAAAUAGAUAUUUUGUUGGCUACCUGAUCACGGAAAGUUCAAUUGAAUUGAGAGAUGCCAUUAAUCACCAGAUAAUUCCUCUUCUUGAUUCACUGACAACCAAGAUUCUCGAUUUGCGAAAACGAUGUUACUCUAAUGGUAAAGAUAAAAGCUCACGGACUCAAGUUACUAUUUUUUCCAUUCAAAUUUCAUUCCACCUUAAAUGCAUUACUGCGAUAUUGACAUCAUUGGAAAUUGAUAAACAAAUCGAAAAAGAUGUAUCCGAUUUUGUCUGGCAAAAGUUGGGACCAAUGUUGAUUAAGCUUCUGAAUUUAAAUAUGAGUCGACUUAAAUCUCCUAAAGUCAAAAAUGUGAAAAAAAGUCGCAAAAAUUCCAAAGAUUUGGUUUUUGGUCGAGGAGCCGAGUGUUUAUCUUUUAUCGAUAAAAAUAUUAUUCAAUUGAAGGAAGUCUAUGAAGUUUCUCGAGAACUGGUUCAACUUUUUGGUCAAAUCAAAUACAUGAGACCUGUAUUAGAAUCAAUUUUUCAUCGGAUGCUACUCUACCCAUUGAUACACUUUCGUUUAGAGGCUCUUCAAUCCGUGAAAGAGUUGUUUAAAGACGCUCAGUGCACUAUUAAAUUGUGUACCACCAUCAAAUCACAAAACCAGUUGUCAUGUACUAAUCAAGAUUUAAAUUUGAUUAAGAUAAUUAUUGAUUCACUUCAUGAAUGUAGUUCAACCAAUGACCAAGAAAUUGCCUUUCAAAGUGUCUAUUGUAUUAUGGCAUUAAUCGAAACAUUGGACUUUAUCGCUUCUGGGAAGAGUUUAGCAUUUCAAGAGUAUUCUAGUGUUAUAGAAUCGGAAGAGACCACUGAUGAUCCUUCUGAUCAUGAUGAUAUUACUAAAUCAUCAACAAGCUCAAAUUUUACCAAUCAGCACAAACUAAUGCAAGACGAUUUACAAGAAGAUUACGAUAAACUAGAAAUGACUACAUUCAAAAAUAAACUGAAGGAAAUCAUGGGCCAUUCUCAAGAUGAAGUUCAGAGUGAUGGUCAACUCGAUGAUUAUGAAGCAGAUGAAGAUGAAACAGCUUCCGAUGAAAUUUUUGUUACCGACGAAGGUGCCUCUUUAAAACAAUCUAUUAGUUCACUUGGUUCUCAAUGUGCCCUUGAUGAGCCCAACUGUGAUGAAGACGCUAAUGAUGAAAUCUCAAUCAUUGAGAACAAGAACCUUGACAAUGUUUUUGAUGGUAAUAAUGAAGAUGAUCAGGAUUAUGAACUUUCUAAAUAUCGAAGCAAGAUUAUUUCGGAAGUGAGAGAAGAGAAUGAACGCCAUCAAACCAUCUUAAACUGUCACGAUUUACUUAGCAAUCAAGAGCGUGAAAACGCCCGUGAUAUAAUUAAAGAUUUGACUCAAAUUUUACCCGAAUUAUUGGCAAUGAAAAAUAGUAUUCAAAUUGACAAUGCACUGCAAAAAUUUUCUUCCAAUUUCUGUAAAGCUGUCUGGGAAAAACGUAAGACAAUCAUCGAAUCAUCAAGUGAUCCCUUAAUAAUAAAUGGAGACGGCGUUUACUUAGCUGUUUACUCUGCUCUAUCCCUUAACCUGAAAUUGAUAAAAGAAGACUAUUACAAUGAAUCGAAGCAAAUUAAUCCACCGAUUACUGAACAGGAAUUUAUUGAUGAUAUUUAUAAUAGUGGAGUCUUGGUCUAUCUAUCAUCAACUUGGCUAGCCGAACUAUAUCAGCAGAUAUUAGCUAACAAUCUUUUAGGUGACUCUGGAUACAUGUAUUCAUCAUCUAAUAAUACUGCUCUAAUUAACAUGAUAAGAGAUAUUGAUGGUGAUAGUGAUACUCCUGGUAGCUAUGAACUUUCGGAUUAUCGCAAAUUGACGCAAACUAGUUUACAGCUCACAAAUCCAGUGAAUGAUGGUCAAAAUGUUGGUCGAAUAAUUGCAAGACGUGUUCUUGAUACAUUUUGGGAUUCAAUCAUUUCAAUUAUGGAAUCAAUUUUUACCAGUGAUGCCAACUCUUCAAAUCAAUCUCCUUUUCUUCUGAUUUUAAAUCAUGGUUCUGAGAAAGACAAUACUGAGAGAAGGAGCAUCUUGAUCAACUGUCUAGCCACUCUACAAACGGCUUCAAAACUUUGCAUAGCUUUAGGCCUUCAAUCUCGGUGCAAUGGUAUUUUUCAUUUAUUAUCUCGCUCUAUUCUAGUCAGUCCAUUAUCGAAAAUUGAUAAAGAAAAUGACAUUUGGAUCGAAAAUAAAGGCGCAAAAUCAAAUCAAUCGAAAAAGACUCCAAUCUCUCUACAUGUUUCUCAGGUAUUGAGUCUGCGAUCAAUGUUGACUGCUGGAUUACAAAUCGCAACUCACUGUGAACCUUGUUGGGACUAUAUGUUUCAAAGUUGUACCUUUAUAAGUGAAUUAGAGAAUGAAUAUUUCUCUUCCAGAACCAAGAAACCACUUAAAAGCAGACUUAGCUCUCUUCUUCGUUCAAGAAAACAAUCAAAUGACCCGCUACCUGAAUUCAGCCAGAUUGAAGUAUCUUCAAAUUUUCUUGGAUUGGAAACUGAGUCAGAUGUUAACAAAUGUUUGGAACAAUGUAUCAAUGCCGUUAUAAACGAAAAGAAUGGAAGAAAGGGCGAUGGAAUUUUGGUGGAUUCUUUGUUGGAACGAUCACUCGAAUGCUUGUCUCACCUCUCGGACCGUCUUUUUACUGAAGCAACUUCUCGGCUUAACCUCAAAUCUCUUCUUGCUUUCCUUGAAGCUCUCAUUUCAAACUCUAGUCGUCAGAUUAAUGCACUUUCCAAAAAAGCAAAAAACAAAUCUCCAUGUACUUUAUUGUUCGCUCGUUUCUGUGAUGUCCUUUUACGAAUUGGUAAAUCCGGCCGGCCACUUAUUCAUUUCAUGAGAUGUUGGGCACUUGCGGUUCCUCACUUGAUUGAAGCUUCCAAUUGUCAAAGAUUUGACAUUACUAUCUGUAAAUCAGCUGUAUCAGCAGUUAAUGAUAUUAUUUCAACCAUUUUGGCUAUUCACACUGAAUUAGAUUACUUCCAUUUCAACGAGGCUCUCUUCAUUCCAUACGAAAAGAUUUUACUUUUAGAGUUAUGUGAUUCCGAUAUUCAAGAGAUGAUAGUCAGUUCAAUUUGUGGUUUUGUUGAAGGAUCCAGAGAAGAUGUCAGAUCAGGAUGGCGCUCAUUAUUUGCAGCUUUGCGAGGAGUUGUGCUUCCUGAAUCUGGAUUUGCCAUCAAUUCUCAACAAAACUCUGUUAAUGAUUUAUCCGAGCGUCAGAUUGAACGAGUCAGACAAUUACGAGUAAUUCUGGAUAUCUUUGAAGCUUUCUUGAAUACACAAAAUUUGGAUAUUUUUGCCAAUGCUGCUCUUGAUUGUAUCAUUUGUCUUCUUGGUUUGAUGAAAGAUCCACUGGCCGAAGAAACUAAUCUUGGUGAAAAUGAACUGAUCUCUAUUUCUAAUGAAACAAAUUCUGCGAUUGAAAGAGAAAACUCAGUCAAUGAAAAUAAUGUCGACCUUUGUCUUCUUUCCCUCAAAUAUCUUCAUCAAUUUGAAUCAAUGCUUCGAUCAAUGUACAAAAUGCCUGGUUGUCCGUUCUUUAUCUCUUCUAGACGAAUCACUUUAUGUGAAGAAUCAAAAACCAUUGAAAUACCCGAAAAUUGGUCUUCUGAAUUGUCUCCAAUCAACCUUGAUAUUCCUAUUAAAUUGUCAUCUUUUGACAAACCAUCGAGAAUCCUCAAUGUUUGGUUCACCUUGGUGGAUGGAAUAUUUAAUUGUAUAAAUAGAUGUCCAAAAAUAAGACAAUCCAAAACAAUUGAGACUUGCAUGGCGAUUCUUGGUACACUAAGAAGUAACCCAGGCAAUCAAUUUGCCAUUUAUUGUAUAAAUCACGUCGCACUUCCAUUCCUUCAACGAUGGAUUCGAGAAAUCAACAAUCAACUGUCAUUUAUAUCCAGCUUACCGUCGCCGUUGAUGACAAAUUUCAAACAUUUUUUCGGCUUAAUCUCACAUUUUGUAGUUCAACAUGUCAAGCUGUGGUCUGAAGAUAAAUCAAUUCUUGGAGUUGAUUUAAUGCUCUCACAAACUGUAAUUAUUUUGAUUGAAGCCACUCAAUCAUCAUACAAAGAAGCUAUAUCUAAUCUAAGCUUCUCUUGUUUCAGCCAUGUUAUUAUGGAAACCUAUCAAUAUUAUGAUGACAGUAAAUGGGAUAUCAUUUCUACUGCAUUUCGUUUGAUGCACAAAACCUGUUUAACAUCUUUGAUUAAGCUAAUCAAUGCAUUUCCGAAUCGAACUUUGGAUUUUUAUCAAGAUUUGGAGCGUAUAAGAGUUGUUGCACGGCGAGUCCAAAUUGUACCAAAGGCUGAUCUCAUAACAAAAAAGCUUGCUCAGCAAAUCUUCUUAUUAGAUUUUCAAACGCCAAAAGAAUCUGAUGAAGAAAUUGAUGAAAACUUUUCUGAAACAGAAAAAUGUUUCGUUUUUGAGAUUAUAACUGAUGAAAAUAAUGAACUUGAGAUUCCAUUUCGAAGCUUGAUUCGAGAAAUUUACAAACAUUCCUCUCUGGUUAAAUUGAUUGAAUCCAUUGUUUUAACUGACAGACCUUUCAGAAUUUCUCCAGUCUCUUAUUUUAUUGAAGCCAAUGACAAUUAUAUUUGUACCAAUGAAUCGACAUCAAUCAGCCAAUCUUUCAUUUUUCAAUCAUUGGAUCUUCUAAUGGAAUCCUAUCGUAAUUUCCACGAAUUUGAUACCAGAUUGGGUUUAAAAUUGGUUAUUCAAAAAAUGGCUCGCAUUCAUGUUCCUGCUAAUCUGUACAAACAAACGGCAUCUUGUUUUGCUUCAUCAUUCCUUAUCUGCUUCAAUUCAGUUAUUUUAGGCCAUGAAAAUGGGCCUGAAGAAAUUUCGAGAUCUGGAUCGCUUUUGAGAAAAAUAUUUGAAAAAAUGUGUGGAAAUUAUACAGAUUUAAUUGUUCAAUGUCAACAAGAAAAUGGUAAAUUGGAUCAAUUGAUGUCUAAUCCCGUGUUUUUGUUUCCCGAAUCUUUGAACGAGUCCAGUGAAUCAAAUGAUGAUAAAGUUGACAUUAAAGAUGAAUCCAAUGAUUUUGAGAUUGGAUCAGUUGACUCCUUCGACCAGGAAUCUAAGCAUGAUAAUUCAAAGGAAACUAAAAAAUAUAUCGUCAUGAGCAAGAAUCGUAUUGACAAUGUGAUGAAAAAUUAUCGUAAAUGGAAGUCUCAACAUUCACCUCUUCCACCAUCAUUCAAUGAUUCAUGGAAUCAAAAAAAUCAACUUCCAAAACGUUACCGUGGUAAUUUGGAUCUAACCAAUGGUUCGGAAAAGGAUCAAGAAUAUCUUGUGAAAGAUACUGAUGCCUAUGAGACUCUUUUUUCCCAAAUUUUAAUCUCAAUAUUUGAAUGUAUGUUGACCCUUCCCGAUUCCCAAUUUGACCUCAUUAUGCCCUUUCUCAAUGAAGGCAUUGAAAAUUUAAUUAUUUACGCUCAGUCUAAAGAUUUAAGGUCUGUCCUUGCAUUACUUUACCGUCGAUACGCACAACGAAGGUAACAGUAAUUUAUCCAACAAUCAAUUCCAUAACUAUCUCAUUCCUCAUAUUUUAAUUAAAAUGUUGUUUAUUGUCAUGUUGAA